This is a messenger RNA of Branchiostoma belcheri (Belcher's lancelet), 1826 nucleotides long. Its product is annotated as aminoacyl tRNA synthase complex-interacting multifunctional protein 2-like. Bases 85 to 1035 code for a protein of 316 amino acids. The record is from RefSeq and is a predicted model, not a curated record. Gene Ontology annotation, cellular component: aminoacyl-tRNA synthetase multienzyme complex. The transcript is spliced from 4 exons. NCBI's taxonomy places the organism in Eukaryota, Metazoa, Chordata, Leptocardii, Amphioxiformes, Branchiostomatidae.
UUUUCCGAGAGUUGACUUAAGUAUUGACCUUCGACCUUUCAGCCACGUUUCUGUCAGUCCAAGUCGGGCCAGUGGAGCAGAAGUAUGAGCGGAAUUCCUAUGUACAAAGCAGCGCCGUACUACAAAUUAGACGAUCUUAACAACAUAGAGCUCCCAAAGUGCAUGUACAAGAUGAAGAAUCUACACAAAGCACAAGAGGACGGCCCGAAAAGUGCCCAAAGAGGGAGCUACAGUGGCAGCCAAGCACUUGAAGCCUUGGAACAGAGGCAGGAGAACAUCCUGAGAGACCUGGGCGCCCUGCAGGCAGAAGUAGCAGCAAUGAUGGAGCACCUGCCAGCAUCUGUAAAGCAGCAGGUGUCAGGAACUACCGCAGGUGCUGCAUGUGGACAAGCACAACUGGAGGGUCCUGUACGAGAUAUUGUCAUCAACACCAACCCCAGCUCCCCUCCCCUGUCCCUGUUCAUCCUGUAUGAGCAGCUGAAGCAACAGUUCAGGUGCUUCGGUUCAGUACAUGUCCACUCCUCUGUGGAGAAUGUAGCCGAGGGCCUGUGUAAGUGCCUGGGCAACGGCAUCAGGGCUGACCUGAGGAACAGAACAGACUUCCAACUGGCCAUCACUCUCAUUUGGAAAGAUGUCAAACCUUCACCACAAAUGAUGAUGAGUGCUGCAUACCAGACCCCCAUCCACGGAGAGUCCAACGUGGCCAGAUAUCUGGGCCGGAUCCUCCAGCCAAGCUACGACUCCCAAGAUCCCGUCACCGCCACCGAAAUCGACACCUGGGUAGACAUGGCCAGCACCCAGGUCCUGAUGGGUAACAACAAGGAGAGGGCAGCGUCCCUGAGGUCGUUGAACUCUCGGCUGGGGAAGCACGAUUGGUUGGUUGGGAGUGGGUUAACCCUAGCUGAUAUUGUGAUGUGGUCAGCCCUGCAUCAGACAGGCCAGGCUGCGGGGGUGCCUGCUAAUGUGAAAAGGUGGCUGCAGGCUUGUAAUGAUCAGCCAGCCUUCCAGCCUGCUCUGAAGCUUACCCAGUCAUAACAGACUCUGCAAGGUUCCAUGUGUUGAAAAUUGGACCCACCACGUACUAGUAUUUGUCUCCAAUUCAAAUUAUUGCAUGUCUGCUAACAAAGAGCUACAAGAUAAAAAUGGGUACAGAAAUUCCCUCUGCCAUAGCAGCUGAAGUAUUGACAAAACAGGACUUUUACAAUUGUGCAUUUAUUUCUUCAUGGAUGGAAACAUCUUGGCAGAAGUUUCACAAAGCAAUCAUUGAACAUGUAGGUAAACAAAUUAAAGUAACAAUACAGAUGGACUGUGCCAAUGGAUGCUAGAUUUCUACAGAGUCACUUGGUUUAAAUGUUAAGACAACAAUGCCGGUACUCUCCCAAAGGAAAAAUGCUAGAGUCUGAAAUUUGGGCUUUGGACCAAGUCUUGUGUGUAGCAAAAGCUUUAGCAGAUGUAUUCAUUUUGGGUCCAGAUAUCUCAGCUACAUGUACCUGUACCAGUGGUCCAUUGUAUUACAUGUAGUAGGCAAAGAAACAUGUAGUGAGCUGAGAUUCAACCUUGUGCUAAAUGAUGUGUCUUUUUCAUCAAGAUAUGCUUGUGUGAUUCAAAGCACAUAAUUUUGUAUUCUAAAUUCUCUUCUCUGCAUGUGAUCGAGCACCAACACAUUACAGAAUCUGAUGUUCUUGACAUUUAUAUGAUAAAAAUGUCAGGCAGGUAAUCUUGUGUGAGGUUGCAUGCACCCCUAGAACAGCAACAUGAGAGUGGUGACUGGUUUGUUUACUAGGGUAUAAAAAGUGAAUAUUAAAUAUGAUAUUAGAGUUCCUAAA